UUGGCUUGUUGUUCUGUUUGUGUGUGAGCGCGAGAGCUGAGCGAUGGCGGCGGCGGUUGGACUGUCUCGCAAGAAAGACGGAGGCCCGAACAUCAGGUUCCUGGAGUCGUCGGAAACCGUGGCGCAGUUUGACGGCCUGAGGUUGUGGCUGGGCAAAAACUACAAGAAAUUUGUACAGGCAGAUUCACCUUCAAACAAAACACUGGCUGGACUUGUGGUGCAGUUGCUUCAGUUUCAGGAAGAUGCUUUUGGCAAGCACGUUAACAAUCCUGCAUUAACUAAACUUCCAGCAAAAUGUUUCCUUGAUUUCAAAGCUGGGGGACCCUUGGGUCAUAUCCUUGGUGCUGCUUACAAAUUCAAGAGUGAACAGGGAUGGAGAAGGUUCGACUUGCAAAAUCCUUCCAGAAUGGAUCGUAAUGUAGAAAUGUUUAUGACUAUAGAAAAGACACUGGUGCAGAAUAACUGUUUAACAAGACCUACAAUCUACCUCCCAUCUGAACUUGACCCAAAGCUGGCAAAUAAAUGUAAAGAUAUUGUUAAAAGGCAUCAGGGAACAAUUACAGAAGACAAAUCAAAAGGCUCCCAUAUAAUUUAUCCUAUUCCGAACUCUCUAGAUGAAGAGGAGUGGUUGAGACCUGUUAUGAAGCGAGAAAAGCAAGUUCUGGUACAUUGGGGAACGUUCCCAGAUAGCUAUGAUACCUGGAUGCCCGCCAAUGAGAUUGAAGCUGAAAUUGAAGAACCACCAAUCCCUGACAGGCCAUGGAAGGUGCAUGCUAAGUGGAUCCUGGACACUGAUGUGUUCAAUGAGUGGAUGAAUGAAGAGGAUUAUGAAGUUGAUGACAACAGAAAGCCUGUUAGCUACCGACAGCGCAUUCCUAUCAGGGCGGUAGCUGAAGAGGCCUCCCGUACACCAGAUAGGAAGGACAGAAAGUCGACAGCUGGUGCCAAGAAGAGAAAACAUUCCCGUUCGCCUUCACCAAUAUCCACACCCGCUGAGUCAAGGAAGAAAAGUGGAAAGAAAGGUCAGCCAAUGCCAUACUUAAAGAGGAGAGGGCAGAGAGAUGAAGAGGAGCAGGAAGACCUGACCAAAGACAUGGAGGAUCCCACUCCUGUACCAAAUGUAGAAGAAGUUAUUUUACCCAAAAAUGUGAACCCCAAGAAGGACAGUGAGCACACACCUGUGAAGGGAGGCACAAUUGCAGAUCUAGAUGAGCAAGAGGAUGAACCGUUGUCUGCAGGAGGGAAGGAAGAAGAGGAUGGUUCCAAUGCUAAAGGUGAUCACAUACGUCCUGCGGACCAAGCAGAAGAUAACGUUACUGAACAGACACAUCAUAUCAUUAUCCCUAGCUACUCUGCAUGGUUUGACUAUAACAGUAUACAUGAGAUUGAGCGUCGUGCCUUGCCGGAAUUCUUCAAUGGGAAAAAUAAGUCGAAAAGUCCAGAAAUUUAUCUGGCAUACCGAAACUUUAUGAUCGACACGUAUCGGUUAAAUCCUCAGGAGUAUCUUACCAGUACAUCGUGUCGCAGAAAUUUAACUGGUGAUGUUUGUGCUGUAAUGAGAGUUCAUGCAUUCCUGGAACAAUGGGGCCUUGUGAAUUACCAAGUGGAUGCCGACAGUCGACCUCUACCCAUGGGUCCUCCCCCCACCCCUCACUUCAAUGUUCUUGCUGAUACACCUUCUGGCUUGGUCCCAGUUCAUCUCAGGACCCCUCAAAUUCCUGCCUCUCAGCAGAUGUUGAACUUUCCAGAAAAGCCAAAGGACAAACCGGCUGACCUACAGAACUUUGGCCUGCGUACUGACAUGUAUACCAAGAAGGGCACCUUAGCAAAACAAAGUAAGGCCAGUGUAUCAAGGGAUUGGACAGACCAGGAAACACUGCUGCUGUUGGAGGCUCUGGAAAUGUACAAAGAUGACUGGAAUAAAGUAUCUGAGCAUGUUGGCAGUCGUACACAGGAUGAGUGUAUAUUGAACUUUCUGCGACUGCCCAUUGAAGACCCUUACUUGGAAGACACAGACUCCUCCCUUGGCCCUCUCGCCUUCCAACCUGUUCCUUUCAGCCAGUCAGGGAAUCCUGUAAUGAGCACUGUGGCAUUCCUGGCCUCAGUUGUGGACCCUCGAGUGGCUUCAGCAGCUGCCAAGGCUGCUUUAGAGGAAUUUUCCCAUGUAAGGGAAGAGGUGCCCGUUGAACUGGUGGAGGCUCAUGUGAAGAAAGUGCAAGAGAUGGCCCGUUCUUCUGGGAAAGUGGAUCCUUCCUAUGGCCUGGAAAACAGUGGUAUUGCAGGCACCGCCCUUGAGGAACCAGAGAAGACUGGGGAUGUUGAAGAAGAAAAGAUGGAAACUCAGGAAUCUGAAGGGCAAGAACCUGAAAAGGUUGAAAAAGAGGAGACUCCAGCAACUUCUGAAAGUGCAGAGAAGAUGCAAAUCCCAUCUCCCAAGGAGCUGGCAUCAGAGAAACCCAUAGAAAGUGAAGCUGCCAGUACUGACAUUAAGCCAAUUGUAGCAGAUGAAAAAGACAAAGAGGAGAACAAGGAAAACAUUGAUGUCACUGCCAAAGACAAAGAAUUAGAUGUUGGGAAGAAGAAACUAGAGCAACACAUUGGUGAAGGGAACAUAGUCACUGCUGCUGCAGCAGCACUGGCUUCAGCUGCUACAAAGGCAAAGCACCUUGCAGCGGUGGAGGAGAGGAAGAUCAAGUCACUUGUUGCUCUUCUGGUGGAAACUCAAAUGAAGAAGCUGGAAAUAAAACUGCGUCACUUUGAAGAAUUGGAAACUAUUAUGGACAGAGAGAGAGAAGCACUGGAACAGCAGCGACAGCAACUGCUCACAGAACGACAGGCCUUCCACAUGGAACAGUUGAAAUAUGCUGAAAUGAGAGCCAGACAGCAGCUGGAGCAGCAGCAUCACCAGCAACAGCAGCAGCAUUCACAAAAUGUCACUACCACCACUACCACCGCCGCCAGUGUUCAGCAGCUGAGCUCUAUUGGCAUGAUGCAACAAGGUCCAACACCACCACCACCUUAUCCAAUGAUGCACCACCAGAUGCAGCAACAGCUAGGUCAGAUGUCAGGAGCUGGGACAAUGAUGCCUGGGCAGCCCAUGGCAGGCCGUAUGAUACCGAACCUUCCGCCAAAUAUUCCAUCAGGAGCACCUCCCCAUCCAAACCCAACCGUUGUAUCAACAGCAGCACAUGGUAACAUGUUGGGCCCACGACCAGCAGCUGCCACCAAUGGCAUGUAUCCAGGCCCCGCUGUGCAGCCAGAUGGUGUAGUGGUGCCCACAACAACAGCACAAGCAUCUGCAGUACCAUAACCAGUGUGAAUGGAUUAUAACCACAUGAUACUGUUAGUAGGAGACCUAAGCAGUGAAACCCAAGAAACCAUCUCCUACUAGUUUCUGUCCAGCUACCUCCCUUUUUGAAGACACUGAAUUCAAAUGCUUGCCUUCCCAUUUUAUUUUUGCUCCAUCCUUUUUAUUGCAGUAAAGUUUUCUUUUUGAAGAAAAAAUUCUUUGCCUAAAAAAAAUAAAAUACAUUGUAGUUACUUUUUCCAGAAACAAAAUCAGGCUACUUGUCUACCUCCCUUUCUGUGUGGAUUUCAUACAACUGGUUGCUUCUACCCUACCUCCUCUAUGGUUUUUCUGUUAAAGUAGACUUGUUUGUCACUGUAGUUCAUUCAUGAUUAGAAGUGAUGUACUUUUUAGUAGGCAGUCUUGUAAACCUGCUUUAGGAGCAGAACUUUCAGCUGGUAAGCGUAUUUACAUAUAGAUUAUUGAGCCAAGGCAGCGUUGUUGGAGGAGUGAAAUCUUUCUGUCAUUGUAAUGUUAGUCAGGUUUAAUCAACUAAUUUAGUUUCUUGUAGGGAGCUUCUCUUCAUUCUUCCCUGUCUUGAAAACUUGAAAGCAUUAACUGGUACUGGGGUACUCUACACGAUGGAUCAUACUAAAUAUAAUUCUUCAGGUCAAAGGUGAACCUACUUCUUCAGUCUAACUUGCAAAACUAGUUCACAAAUAACUGGCCAAACCAAAAUGCAUUCCUUUGCUUUGCUGAAUUCUGGAUUGUAGCAGAGCUGUGGUUCACAGAGAAAGCACACAAUACAUUGAUUUUAGAUUGCACAGAGCUGUUAUGUUUGGAGUACUUGCUUUAGCUUUGGGUUGCAGUUGUCCUUUAGUAGUAAGGUGUUUGAAGGUUACUCCUAUAAAAUUGCCAUGCAGGAGCUGUUUGUGGUUUAGUCAUUUUAAAAAGCAAAAACCUCCUCCAUGCAAAUCCCAGAGAAUUCUGGUUCACUGAUAUUGAGUGCCAAAUUUGGGAGACCCCACAGCUGAGAAAAGUGGGAUGGAAUCAGUCUAGACAGUGUGCCGCUUGUAUUUCUGUGACUGAAUUUGUUACUUUACUGUUGCAGCAUGAUGCAUCAUUGGAAGUGUCCAAGCUAUGCAUGAGGCCCAGGCAACGCCGUCCUAUUUGAGCUGCGGUUUCUAAAUUGAUUGUUGUUUGGAAGUGGUGAUUUGGCAACAGCUUUCUUCACAUUAUUGCCUCAUUGAGGCUAACAACUUGUAUCCGUCUGAUAAAUCUGAACUAAUUGCCCAGUACAUGUGAGCUGAGGCAGGUAUUGAGGAGAGAUUGGUGAUAAGGUGCACGUUCAAUUGAUACAGGGAAGCCAGAAAUAUAAGUAUUCUGCUUUUAAUCAAGUAUAACAUUGAAUAGUGUGUAAUUGGCCAAUGUAUAGUAUGAAUUUCAGUAGAAAGUGAUGGAUGUCCAACUUAGCAACUGUGAAUAGAAAAAUGAGUUAAUGAUUCAGAUCUGUAACCUUUCAUCAGAACUAAGAAAUGCUUCCAGCAAUAUUCUGUUUAUGUUCAGAUUUCCAGCAUCUGUGAUAUUUUGUUUUCCUUCUAAGGAUUCUCAGUUAGUGAGUGAAAUUAUGCUUUGCAGAGGUCUAAUGAAACCACUGAAAUAUCUCUAUGUAACUCAGGAUAUUUCUAGCAUGCUGUUAGUUCAUAUACAAAUGUUCAAGCACUUAUCCUUGAGGCACUACAUUGAAAAAUCAAACAUGAACCUCGGAGUAUCUUCCUCCCGUUUUUCCUCUUCAUUCCUGAGUGGGUUUGGGCUUUAAUUUCAGUUAUUUUGCUUCAGCAGAUAUCAGAAGUACCAGCAGAGGGGUCACUUUUACUGGCAUUUAGUACUUUCCCUUAGCUUAUGGGAAGUGUAGUACUAUUCUUUAGUUGAUUAUGUUCAUAUCGUAGAAUCCCUACAGUGUGGAAACAGGCCCUUCGGUCCAAACAGUCCACACCACCACUCAGAGCAUCCCACCUAGACCCAUCCGUCAUAACCCACCUAAUCUACACAUCCCUGAACACUAUGGGCAAUUUAACCUGGCCAAUCCACCUAGCCUGCACAUCUUUUGGACUGUGGGAGGAAACGGGAGUACUCUCAGAGACACGGGGAGAUAGCUCCACACAGUCAGUCGCCCGAGGAUUGGAUCGAAUCCGAGUCCCUGGCGUUGUGAGGCAGCAGUGCUAACCACUGAGCCAUCGUGCUGCCCUGACGUUCUUGGGACAUAGAGGAGAUAGCUAGAGUGGAUCAUUUGCUUUUGUGUGGAGGGAGUUGAUGUAGAAGGAGACUGUAGUUUCAAUCACAGUAUUGACUUGGACUUCAAUCACUCUUUUCCAAAUCGACAAUAUGAUGUCUUUUGAGAGAGGGGCAUUUUUAACAUUGCUGUUAGAGUUGCAGUGUUUGUUUAAAUUGAAAGAGCAGUUAUGUUUCUGAUGUAGUCUUUCUAAUUCAUCUAAUGAUGACUGAAGAGUAUAGAUAUGUCAGUAUGUGGCAUUUGCAUAUCUUCAAUCUUUUUUAUGUUCUAUUCCUUCUCCUUAUUCUUACUUUAAAAAGCAUCAAUUAUAUUAACAAUAUAUAUUACAAAGGUUGGCUAUCUUUCGAUUCAGGUGUAUGUAGUUUGUGUGUAUAUAAAGGUGCAACUUAAAAGCUGCUAAAAUUUGUUUUUUGCAAUGGUACUGGAUAAUGGUGGCUUUGAAAACAAUUUUAUUCUUUUGAUUCUCUUUCUCAGCCCUGCUCAAGGCUGCUUUCUGUGACAGGGUGAGACCCUGUCCAGGCUGUGGCAGUUGGACAAGUAGAGCUGGAGUCCAACAUUUUUUGUUUGACACAUGUCUUGAUGUGUGUCUGAAUCUGUUUCCUACCAAUCCAUAAUACCACUUUAAUUAUGCUUUCAAACAUUGCUACUGAUUUUCUUUCUCCUUUAAAGCAUCCUUUUAAUUCCCUCACCAAAUGACUUUGUGGAUUGGUCGGGUUCUGCUUGGGGACCACUGUAAAACCUGUUAAAAAAAAAAUUAAACCAAAUUUAAACCAAAAAACUCUUUGGGACUUAAAAUUAGAAUUUUUAUGUAUAUCUGAGCCAUUUCCUUUCAAAGUUGAAAUGCAUUGAUAAGAGGGAUAGAGACACUUAGAAAAUGAACCAUCAAUGCCUUUUGUACUUGUGAUCAAGUGGUAAACUUUAAUAUUAAAAAGCAAUAGCUGGUUUAAAGUAUAGAUAACACAGUGUGGAGCUGGAGGAACACAG
Rhincodon typus (whale shark) is the source of this 6563-nucleotide messenger RNA. RefSeq names its product SWI/SNF related, matrix associated, actin dependent regulator of chromatin, subfamily c, member 1a (gene smarcc1a). Gene Ontology annotation, biological process: positive regulation of DNA-templated transcription. Lineage: Eukaryota; Metazoa; Chordata; Chondrichthyes; Orectolobiformes; Rhincodontidae. The record is from RefSeq and is a predicted model, not a curated record. The transcript has 28 exons. Gene Ontology annotation, molecular function: histone binding; nucleosomal DNA binding. Gene Ontology annotation, cellular component: SWI/SNF complex; npBAF complex; nBAF complex. The coding region runs from base 44 to 3310 and encodes 1088 amino acids.